Messenger RNA from Gadus chalcogrammus (walleye pollock), 1868 nucleotides. It is a transcript of the gene serhl, whose product is annotated as serine hydrolase like. NCBI's taxonomy places the organism in Eukaryota, Metazoa, Chordata, Actinopteri, Gadiformes, Gadidae. Bases 189 to 1163 code for a protein of 324 amino acids. The transcript has 12 exons. The record is from RefSeq and is a predicted model, not a curated record.
CACGGGGUUUACCUACAGAGGAAAUUGAAAUCAAGUUAGUCGGUUCUUCUAACCUUUACACAGACUAGUCUCUCCUGACACUUUCGUUUGUUCUGACUGUAAUAAGCAUUUGUUGCAUUCUACGUGUUUUUGAUUGUUGUUGCGGGCUGUUUCUUGCCAUUUUAAUAACUUUACAGCGAUCUUCGAGAAUGAUGCAAACUGUAAAAAACGUCCGACACUUGGUGACAUCAACUAAACACGCCGUUUCAGAGCUCACAGUGCCAGUCCCAUGGGGCCAGAUCAGAGGCAAGGUCUGGGGUCCAGACCACGGCCGUCGUGUGGUCUGUCUGCACGGCUGGGCUGACAACUGUGGGACUUUCGACACACUCCUCCCCCUACUACCUCAAGAUUAUAAAUAUGUGGCGUUUGACUUGCCCGGUCAUGGUCAGUCAUCCCAUCGCCCUCCUGGAGUCCCGUACUAUUUUCAAUCAUAUGUGGCUGAUCUCUAUCGACUUGUUAAAGCUCUGCAGUGGGAGAAAUUCUCCAUUAUUGGCCACAGUAUGGGGGGCAACAUAGGUGGAAUGUUCAGUGCACUGUAUCCUGAAAUGGUAGAUGCAUUAGUUCUGCUGGAUUCAUACGGAUUCUUACCUACAGAUGUGAAAGAGAUGCCCGAAGUGAUGAGGCAGGGAAUGGAAGAGCUGCUGAAGUAUGAAAACAGAGAGGAGAGAGUAUACACAAAAGACCAGGCAUUUCAGAGGUUACAAGCUGGAAACCCCACUCUCUCCGAACAGUCAGCCCGCAUCCUUUUAGAAAGAGGCACCAGACAAGUAGAAGGAGGGCUUGUGUUCUCUCGUGACUUCCGGAUUAAUCUGAAGAACAUAAUGCGUUUUAGCACGGAGCAAUGUCUGGAGCUACAGUCCAGGAUAACGACCCGGGUCUUAGUGCUUCUGGCUGAGGAGGGCUUUGAGAAGAGGUUUGCUGAAUCAAACCAAACCAAGUUAAUUUCCACUAUUCUCCAGGGUUACAGGGAGCCCAAUGGAGUUGUGGUGACUCUACCAGGGGAUCAUCACGUCCACCUGAAUCACCCAGAGAGCGUCGCUCCAUCCAUUACUGACUUCCUGCAGAGCAACGGCCCCUCCAACUUAACAAGCUCUGCAGAAGACCCUGAACCAGCCAAGCUAUAAACACACAAACCAGCUAACACUAACGCCAUUCACCACUUCACCGUUCAUGCCUAGUGCCAGAUGUACCCACCGGCCUGCCACAUUCACAUCUUCCCAAACAUUUUCCCAUCCGCACACUUUUUCCAGUUUGGCUAGUCUGGAACUGCUGUGGCCUAGCCACCCAAAGCCCAUAGGACACGCCUGUCGUGCUAUAUUUAUUACAUUUAAGAACUGCAAAAGAGAAGGAUGAUCAUGUGCGGUGACAUUUUGGAAGAGCGUUGGAGCGGCCAGUGACCAGCGGUGCCCGUUUGGGCAGAUGCUUUUGAAGUAGUGUGGCCGUUGCCAGGUGGCUGUGUGCGUUACACGACUUGUUGCCAUAGUAACCAUCCAGCACACAUCUUUACACUGUGACUAACAGCCAUACUGACAAUGAUGUAAUUGUAUUGAUUGAUGUCAACUUAUCAACCCUCUCUGGCAGUUGCUUGAUUUAAUUUCCUUGAACAAAUUUAAACAUUUGGUAUUUUCCAUGCCUUUGGGUGUGACGGAUAAAUUCAUAUUAAUAUAUUUAAUCAAAGAUAUAAGGUUAAUGAUAUGAGUUUACAUUCCACAGGUCAUUAUUUUAAUUGCUUGUGCAGGGGGAAAAAAAUGUAAUCAUCAAGUGACGAUGUAUCGGGACAACAGAAAGCACAUUCAUUUAUUUAUUUUUAAAAAUCCUAUGAUAAUGAA